GUACGUCGUCACGUGGGCAUCGGCGUGUGCAAAAAAUAUCAUAUUACAUUUUGUAUGAUAAUUAAUAAAAUAGUAAAAAAGUGUCGUUUUUUCUUCAUUAAUAAGUGCGCAAAUCGCCUCAUAUUAUUGUAUUUGCCAUAUUGGCUCUAAUAGCCAUCGAUAUUAAUUAGUCGUAUUAUUAUAUUGUAUCUCGUGCCGAAUCUCGGCCAUUUUGUAUAAUAGUGUGUGCAAAUCUCCGCUAACAAGGUUGUUUUAUAUUUGACCUUUUUGCUAUUAUUCUUCCAUAAAAUAGGAUAAUACCAGCUGGCCAGUCUACGCUCUACAAAUUGUAUGUUCACUGUUCACGUCAUAUAUUAUAAUAUUAUAUUAUAUUCGUCAUCUUGAAAAACAAUAAUAUAGCAAGUUUCAUCGUAUCAAAUAUGACGUCGGUACUAAAAUGGGUGUUUGUACUUGUAUUUGCGGCCGUCAUAUCAGUAACACUCUUAACAGUUAUAAAUAAUCAUAAAAGGGAAUUGAAAUGGAUUCCAGAAGACGAAAAGCUUACAGAAAUUACAUCAGCAAGUCUUUUAAUGACUAAUUCGAGUAUAAUAGCUAAACUGUGGAAAACUACACAUCGCUUAUCACCGAACGUUCGCCCGCAGCAAUACUUCAUUCAUCUGUACCCGAAUCUUGAACGAGGUUCUUUUAUUGGUUCCGUCAAUAUAACAAUAAUAUUGGAUACUGCUCAAAGUUACAUUAAGCUACAUUCAAAAGGAUUGAAUAUUAAAGAAACUAAACUCAAUUCUAGUCCUGUAUCAGCGCUUCCACUUCUAGGACAUGAAUGUUUGGUUGUGGUACCUAAUGCAGAACUAAGUGCUGGGGAACACAAAUUACAAAUAUCAUUUGAAGGUAGUUUAUUGGACAAAGUAGCAGGGUUUUAUCGAAACAGUUAUAAUGAUACAAAGAGCCAUGAACAACAUUAUAUUGCUAGUUCAAAGUUUGAACCAACUUAUGCGCGGUUAGCGUUUCCAUGUUUUGAUGAGCCUCAACUGAAAUCAAAAUUUAAAAUUAGUUUAACUCGACCAUCUGGUAAUAACUAUAUAGCAUUAUCCAAUAUGAACCAAGAGUCUGAAGAAAUCAAUGUCCCUACAAAUGGACUGACAACUGUCCAUUUUGCUAACACUGUCCCAAUGUCUACGUAUCUUGUUUGUUUUAUCGUAGGUGAUUAUCAAUCACUUGAACCUGUAAAAGCAGAUCAAGGAUUUCCGUUAACAGUUUAUGCCAAAAGCGGUCAAACCGAAAAUAUGAAAUAUGCCCAACAUCUAGGUCUCAAGACAAUUAAUUAUUAUGUAAAUUAUUUCGGCAUUCAAUAUCCAUUACCAAAAUUAGACCUGAUACCGAUCCAAGGCUUUACUGCUGGAGCAAUGGAAAAUUGGGGUCUUGUGACUUUUCAAGAAACAAGUGUUUUAUAUGAUGAAAGUAAAAGUUCUAUUGAUGACCAAGAGGGAAUCGCUCAUACUGUUACUCAUGAAUUAGCUCAUAUGUGGUUUGGAAAUCUUGUAACUAUGAAAUGGUGGAAUGAUAUAUGGCUUAACGAAGGGUUUGCCUCUUACAUGAAAUGUAAAGCUAUGCAAGUCGUCCACCCUGAUUGGGAUGUUGACACAUCGUUUCCACUUCAUAAUCUCCAACCUGCACAAUAUCUAGAUAGUAAACUGAGUUCUCAUGCUAUAGUGCGAAAUGUUUCUAAUCCCUAUCAAAUUACUGAAAUAUUUGAUGGUAUAGCAUAUUCUAAAGGAGCUACUGUAUUAAGAAUGUUAGAAAGUCUGUUGGGUGACCAAGUAUUCAGAAUUGGUGUGAACGCAUAUUUAAAACGUUUUGCAUUUAACAAUGCUGAAACUGAUGAUUUAUGGACAGAAAUACAAACGGCUACUAAUAAUACAGCCAAUGUUAAAAAGGUUAUGGAUACAUGGACACGUCAAGCAGGAUUCCCACUAGUUUCAGCUAUAAGGAAUGGAACUAAACUUACUUUAAAGCAGCAACGUUUUUUGUCCAACCCAAAUACUAAUUCUUCAAAUUCCUCAUCUCCGUAUAAUUUCAAAUGGGAAAUACCAAUCACAUAUACCACUUCAAACAAUAAUACGGUGCAUAAAUUUUGGUUAAGCAAAGACGAGGAGACAAUUACGAUUGACAUACCUGAUGCUGAAUGGAUAAAACUAAAUCACAGACAAGUUGGAUAUUACAUCAUAAACUAUUCAGAGAGAGAUUGGUGUUUACUUAGCAAUUUAUUAGAAAAAAAUGUUGAUGCAUUAAGUGCGGCUGACCGUUCAAAUCUUAUUCAUGAUGCCUUUAGUUUGGCAAAAGCUAAUUACUUACCAUAUGACAUUGCGUUAAACAUGACAAAAUAUUUACCUAUGGAACAUCAUUAUGUCCCGUGGGAAGUAGCUGCUACAAACUUACAGACAUUAAGUGAACAUUUAUAUCAACGUCCGGCACAUAAAAAUCUUGAAAAAUAUGUACAACAUUUAUUGGGAAGCAUAAAAGAAGAUAUUUGGAAUGAUUCAAGUAAUAAAAACUUCAUACAACGUAAGUUUCGAGCAGUUAUUUUAAAAUUAGGAUGUACAUAUGGUUUACCAAGCUAUCAAAAGGAAGUGUAUGAAUUAUUUAAACGAUUUUUGAAUGACAAAAUCAAACCGCAUCCAGAUAUUAGUGAUACAAUUUAUUACUAUGGAAUGUCUAUGGGAAAUGAAAGUGAAUGGAAUAUAUUGUGGGACAUAUUUUUAAAUGAACAAGAUCCUCAGGAAAAAGAGAAACUUAGGGAUGCAUUGACAGCCUCAAAAGAAACAUCAAUAUUAACUAGACUGUUGCAACUUGCAAGAAAUGAGAAUCAUGUUAGUUCCCAAGAAUAUUUAAGAAUCAUAUUACUGAUAAACCGUCAUCCUUUUGGAACUCAAUUCGUAUGGGACUUUUUGAGGGAGAAUUGGCAGAAUUUGGCUGAUCGUUUUUCUCUUUCUGAUGGGCAACUUGGAUCUCUCAUACCUUCGGUUUGUUCUCAUUUCAAUACACAAGAACGUAUCAGUGAAAUGAACAAAUUUUUAAAUUGGUAUCCAGAAGCUGUAGCUAGAAAAAAUGGAAGACAAACUGCGAUAGGAGUUGUAUCUAAUAAUAUUAAAUGGUUAAAAAAACACGAAGCUGGUAUUAAUAAUUGGUUGAUAAAUUCCAUCUAAUUUUAAAAAUAUCUUUUAUUUGAUUGUCAAUAUUUAAAAAAUCAAUAUCUUAUUAUAUAGGUCAAAAAUAUUUAAUAUUAGAAUGUUAAUUUCUAUAUUGUUACUAUUUGUUUAUUUAUCAUAUUAAUUAUACGUGUUUUUACAAUAUUUCCAUAACUUAAUAACUUUUAAUAAAGUUGAAUGUUAAUUGUAUACAAUA
Molecule: messenger RNA, 3402 nt
Organism: Acyrthosiphon pisum (pea aphid)
Lineage: Eukaryota; Metazoa; Arthropoda; Insecta; Hemiptera; Aphididae
Product: glutamyl aminopeptidase
Exons: 16
Coding region: 420-3203 (927 amino acids)
Biological process (GO): proteolysis; peptide catabolic process
Cellular component (GO): membrane; cytoplasm
Molecular function (GO): zinc ion binding; peptide binding; metalloaminopeptidase activity
Source: RefSeq, a predicted model, not a curated record